UCAUCUUCACAACCACAGUUUUCUCUCUCUAAAAACAAGCUUUCAGAACAUCAUCAAUGGCGGUAAGCAACCGGAUAACAUCAAUUCUAAACAUAACAUCAAUGUUAUCCUCCUUUCCCAUCAUAAUCUCCGGCAUCUGGGUCGCUUCAAAACCCGACAACGAAUGCAUUCAUUGGCUCCGUUUUCCAAUCCUCUUCUUCGGCAUAUCAAUCUUCAUCAUUUCCUUAAUUGGGUUCAUCGGAGCUCACAAAAACAAACAAGGCCUUAUUGCUAUUUACCUAAUUUUCAUGGCAUUCAUUAUCUCUGCACUAAUCUUACUUCUAGUUCUUGCUUUCAUUGUUACUCGACCCUCUGGAGCUUAUGUGGUUCCUAAUCGAGGUUAUAAAGAGUAUAAACUUGAUGGGUAUUCUUCUUGGAUGAGGAAAAUUGUUGAUUCUGAGAAUUGGUUGAAGAUUAGGGUUUGUCUUGCUGAUUCUGAGUUUUGUCCUGAUCUUAAUCAGAUGUAUAUUGGUGCUGAUCAGUUCCUUAUUGCGCCCAUCUCCCCUAUUCAGUCAGGAUGUUGUAAGCCACCGACAAGUUGUGGAUACCAAUUUGUAAACCCGACAAUGUGGAUAAGCCCGUUUAAUAUGGGGGGGGAUCCAGAUUGCUCUGUUUGGAGCAACGACCAAAGGCAACUUUGCUACAAUUGUGAGUCAUGCAAGGCCGGACUAUUGGGAAAUCUAAGGUAUGAAUGGAGGAAAGUUAAUGUCGCGAUUAUGGUGGCAGUUGUGGUUCUUAUUUUUGUGUAUAUGAUUGGUUGUAUCGCUUUCAAGAACUCUCAAAAUGAGGAUCUCUUUCGCAAUCGUAAACGGGGUUGGGCUUAGUUUGUUUUUUUUGUUGUCCAAAGUUGAUUGAUUUUUUGUGUUCUUUCGUUAUUUAAGUUUGUGUUCAACCUCGACCCCUUGAUGUAUAUAAAAGUUGACUAUUAGUAUCGUUUUUCUCUAACAUUGUUUGCAACGAUAUUAUAUUUUAACGACGGUUGGUAAUUGAA
Molecule: messenger RNA, 1030 nt
Organism: Impatiens glandulifera
Lineage: Eukaryota; Viridiplantae; Streptophyta; Magnoliopsida; Ericales; Balsaminaceae
Product: tetraspanin-2-like
Exons: 2
Coding region: 57-863 (268 amino acids)
Biological process (GO): auxin-activated signaling pathway
Cellular component (GO): plasma membrane; plasmodesma
Source: RefSeq, a predicted model, not a curated record